Oldenlandia corymbosa var. corymbosa is the source of this 702-nucleotide messenger RNA. NCBI's taxonomy places the organism in Eukaryota, Viridiplantae, Streptophyta, Magnoliopsida, Gentianales, Rubiaceae. The record is from the annotation of a GenBank genome assembly.
AUGCAGUCAUCUCGAAAGCCACCGCUGCCCAGAGGAACCCCAAUUCAACUCCGCCUCCGCCCCCGCCGUCCUCCGCUCCAAUCAUCCUCCGCCGCCAACAUCAUUCAAACCCCACCAGGUUCUUUAGUGAAAACCCAGAUGGUGAAAAGUGCUUGUGAUUUGGUGGAAGGGGGAUCUGAGAUUCUUCGGCCUGAAUACCGUACCAUUUCUUGUGAAUUAAGGGCUCUGGCGAAAAUGGUUCAUCAUGAAUUUUCCGGCGCCGGCACCGUCGGCGUUGAUGAUUUGGCCCUGAAUGCUAACAGGAGUCCGUUGUUUGAAAGGGGAAGGUUCUAUGAUGAGUACUCUGCAAGAAGGAAUGAGAGGCUGAAGAGGAAGAAGAAAGGGGAAUUAAUAGCUGAUGAUCAUCAUCAUUAUGAUCAUCUUCUUGGUGUCAGGGUUGAAUCCACUAAAAAGAGAAGGGAUAAUCAUAUCACCAGUACUAAUAAUACUUCAACUAGUAUAAAGAGAAAAGUUGCUGUUCCUUCCACUCCAACGACUGCCAGAAGGACCAUCAUUCCCCCUCCUUCUGCUGCUGCUGCUGCUUCCAGUUCUUCAAGGUAUUUGCUUAGGAGUAGCACUAAUAAGGAGAACAAGAAGCCGCCUUUAACCUCUUCUGCUGUCGUUGGAGAGAAAACUGGAGUCAGAAGGGCUAGGAGGAUCUGA